AUGGUCUGCAUCAAGCCCGAGGUGUCCCCAGACAGACUUGUUCAGCUUUCAACAAUUACAAUGGAGAAGAUUUUAUAUCACCAAAGACAUAAUUACAUGGUGAAUGUACGAAAUAACAGUUUGGCUUCUAUAGAAAAGACUCUCCUAUACAAAUCCAGGCUCAGAUAUAAAUAUUAUUCUCGAGUAAUCCUACAGCUCGGUUCUUCAUUUGAUAAAACUUGGUCCAAAAGGAGAAAAGUCUCAUUUAAAAAUUAUGAUCAUUGGAGAAGCUGCGCGAGGGCCGCCCUGGAGGCAUCGGCUGCGCUCGUCUCUUCGCGCUGCUGGGCUCGAGGCCGGGGGUCCGGCCCCUCCGCCGCCCCCGUGCCUGUGACGGGCCGCUUCCCUAUCCGCCGCACCCUGCAGUACCUGGGCCAGGGGACGGACGUGGUGUUCAAGGACUCGGUGAAGGUCAUGACGGUGAGCUACAACACGCACGGGGAGCUGGGCGAAGGCGCCAGGAAAUUCGUGUGUUUCAACAUACCUCAGAUCCAGUACAAGAACCCCUGGGUGCAGAUCAUGAUGUUUAAGAACAUGACGCUGACACCCUUCCUGCGGUUCUACUUCGAUUCUGGGGAGCAAGUCCUCGUGGACGUGGAGACCAAGAGCAAUAAGCAGGUCGUGGAGCACAUCAAAAAGAUUCUGGGGAAGAAUGAGGAAACCCUCAAGAAAGAGGAGCAGGAGAAAAAUCAGCUUUCUCACCCAGCGCACUUUGGCCCCGAAAGUGGGAGUGCGUCUGUGAGAUGGAGGGGCAGGUGCCGUUGCCCAAGGAGAUGA
Balaenoptera ricei (Rice's whale) is the source of this 813-nucleotide messenger RNA. Its product is annotated as small ribosomal subunit protein mS25-like. NCBI's taxonomy places the organism in Eukaryota, Metazoa, Chordata, Mammalia, Artiodactyla, Balaenopteridae. Gene Ontology annotation, cellular component: mitochondrion. Gene Ontology annotation, molecular function: structural constituent of ribosome. The record is from RefSeq and is a predicted model, not a curated record.